This is a messenger RNA of Callorhinchus milii (elephant shark), 1259 nucleotides long. RefSeq names its product cystatin. Bases 54 to 470 code for a protein of 138 amino acids. The transcript is spliced from 3 exons. The record is from RefSeq and is a predicted model, not a curated record. NCBI's taxonomy places the organism in Eukaryota, Metazoa, Chordata, Chondrichthyes, Chimaeriformes, Callorhinchidae. Gene Ontology annotation, molecular function: cysteine-type endopeptidase inhibitor activity.
CGGGGCUGGGGGCUGGUGACGCUGGGGGCGGGGUCAGAGCUGGCAGUGUAAACAUGGCUGCUGUGAUGGAGAAGCUGCUGCUGUUGGCUGUUUUGAUCGGGGUCUCGGCGGCCUCGGGCAGUUUGCUGGGCGGCAUAGAGGAGGCUCCGGUGGAUGACCAGGUGAUCCAAGACGCCGCGCAGUUCGCCCUGUCCGAGUACAACAAGGCCUCCAACGAUCUGUAUGUCAGCAAAAUCUCCAGGAUCGUGUCUGCCAAAAUCCAGCUGGUGAGCGGGAUAUUGUACUUUCUGGAUGUUGAGUUGGGGAGGACACAGUGCAGACGUGCAGUUGUCGACUCACUGGAACUCUGCAGUUUUCACACUGCUUCUGGCUUGGCUCGCAAAGAACGUUGCAGGUUUACAAUUCGAACCAUCCCUUGGCUACAAGUAACCCAGCUCCUGAAAUCACAGUGCCAGGAAGUGACUACCUGAAUUCCUGUGCUGAAGGGAAUUUAGACAGACGAUUGUCUGAAUUGCUGACAAACCUGCUGCAAUUAUACUAAUGCUAACUCUUACACGAUUGUGGCUUUAUGUCAUUGCUACACUUACAUAACAAGACUAAAUGUCAUCUGGAGCAUAAAAGCUACCCACUAGAACUAAUGAAAGGUUUAUUUUCUCCUUAAACACACAAUAAAAGCAUUGCUUCUUCAAGCAUUAAUCCAGCGAAUAAAUGAGACUGGGCCAAUGAAGCUAUUCUGUUGCCAACUGUGGACAUUUGCAUGGACAUUUGCAAAAUGAUGUCCUGUAGAAAGUCUACUUUUGCCCUUGUCCUGGCAUUCUCUUUAAGGUUACUGUUGUUCAAGAUCCAGUUCUGAAAGGUUUCCCCAGUUGGAGGAAAAGUGGCUAAUGUCACUUAAGCAAUCUCCAGGAAGUGGAUCACCAAGUUGCACUGUAGGUGUUUCAGGGUCCACAAAGUAAGGAUAAAUGUAAAAAAAAGUUUUGUUUUUUAAAAAAAAAUUACUCCAGCAUUGGCCAAACUACUGGGGAGUGGAAGGGAGACUGUUGGGCACUCAAGCUUCUGACCCCUUAAACACAUUAAAAUAUAUUGGUUCUUUGAAGCCCCCAUCUCUCCGAAGAUUCUCACCUACAGGCCCUGAUACUAUGGUUGGUUAUCUUUUCCUAACUACAUAUAAUGUCUUACAAAAUACCUGUUUUUUUUCUGCUUUAAAAAUGAUGUGCACAUGAACAAGAUUUAAAUAAAGCUUCGAAUUAUGUUCAGUU